CUAAUUAUUUGUCACCAAUGUAUGGUUAUUUAAUUGAUAAUGUAAUAGAGUUUACCGUAUUACUAGAAAAUGGCGAUAUAGUUAAAGCAAAUAAAGAUAACCAAUACAGUGAUUUAUAUUGGGCACUAGCUGGAAGUGGCCAUGGUGGAUUUGGCAUAGUUGUAGAUUUCAAAAUUAAGCUGUAUCCAAUAGAGCCCUAUUACUACGAAAAUGCAAUAACCUAUGCACUCAAAGAUACCAAUAGGUUAUUUGAAAUUAUAAAUACAUACAUGGAAAGCUUGGAAAAAUGUAAACUAAACAGAAUAGGGGUUAGUAUAGAUACUAGAUUUAACAACGUCGACGAUAAAGUGAACUGUACAUUAAUAUACUUUUACAACGGUGCCGUAGACCAAGGAGAACUAGAGUUUAAAAAGUUUUAUAACCUUUUUAAAAUCGGUGGUUUAGAUGUCCAAGUUGAAGAAUUUGACGGCUCAAAGAUAAAGAAAUCAAUUUUAGAUAUAAUUAAAUCAGUUCCUCUUGACAAUGGUACAUUUAGACAGUAUUCAAAAUGCAGGUUCAUAGCAAAUCUAAAUAAAGACAUAUCAAAAACAUAUAAAGAAAUUAUAGAUCUUGGUUUAGAAACUAAAAAUAAACAACUAAUCGACUCUAGUGACCAGUUUGAAAUAUCUGCGUCUAUAUACUACCAAGGUGGUAAACAAAGUCAAUAUGAUCCAAAUAUUAACAAUUCUUUUAUUCACCGAGGUGAUGAUUACAAUUGGACAGUAGUUAUUAUUUGUAAAUAUAACAAUGAGGCGAAUGACGUCCCAUUUUUAAAAUAUAAAGGUGAAAUCAAUAAAAGAAUGCCUAUUUUCCACAACCAAAUUUAUCAAAACUAUCCAGAUGACGACAUAACCAAUUGGCAAGAAGCCUACUAUGGCUAUAACUAUCCAAAACUUCAACAAAUUAAAUUAAAAUAUGAUCCAAACAAUUAUUUUAAAUUUCCACAAUCAAUAGAAUUACCAAAUAAUAGUAAUAAUAAUAAUAACGAUAGUAAUAAUUUUAAACAUUUAAUAAAAUUUUAAAAGC
Molecule: messenger RNA, 1065 nt
Organism: Dictyostelium purpureum
Lineage: Eukaryota; Evosea; Eumycetozoa; Dictyosteliales; Dictyosteliaceae
Exons: 1
Coding region: 18-1061 (347 amino acids)
Molecular function (GO): flavin adenine dinucleotide binding; oxidoreductase activity
Source: RefSeq, a predicted model, not a curated record